GCCUCUGAUUAUUGUCGGAGAGUAAACAUUUGUUUGGCUGCUCUGUACAAGCGCAGAUAGGCUUCAGAUGAAUUGACAGGGUCCCCUAAAUUGUGUCUAUGACGCCUGAUCCAUCGCGUCAAGACCAUUAAGAAGGAGGCUGGGUGAGAUGAUAGUGUAUCGAUCAGGUCGUGAUGGAUGGGCCCUGAGAAUAUAUAAGUGAAGUUCUCGGUCGAGUAAAGGGAGAUGAGUUCAGAUCUGGUCAUCAACACAGAGACACCAUGCUUUCUGCAGCUCUGUUUUACCUUGUAGCUGUGAUUUGUUCAGCAACAUGGACACACGCUCUCCCCCUUUACCCUGAGUCCAACCUGGAGCCACAGACAGAUUUCAUUCAGAAACUAGUUUCAGAAGUGGAGGACGGCACCAAUGCUGCAGAAGGCGAACAGAGAGAUGUGAAUAAUAUUUAUCCCCUACUGGUGCAUCACAAUGGAGGGAGGGACUCAUGGAAUAAAGGGGUGAAAGAUUCAGCACAACAGGAUAAGUUUGCAAACAUGGUCGAGGAGCUGAAAGAAGUUGUACUGAAAUUGGCUGCCGCUGAGAAGCUUCGGUCACAGGGUUUCCUCAGAUCAGAGCAGAGCCUCCCGAAAACGAACAAAAGAGCAUGUUUCUGGAAAUACUGUGUGACCAACUAGAGCUCAGAGACAGCAAGUACGAUGUGGUUUCAGCACGGCCUGGUUUGAAGCGCUCUCCCUCUUCAUCACCAGUUUUGUUUCCCACCACGUGGUAUAUUCAUCGCCUGCACCGGAUCAACAGAA
Haplochromis burtoni (Burton's mouthbrooder) is the source of this 794-nucleotide messenger RNA. It is a transcript of the gene urp1, whose product is annotated as urotensin-related peptide 1. Gene Ontology annotation, cellular component: extracellular region. The coding region runs from base 261 to 671 and encodes 136 amino acids. The transcript has 5 exons. The record is from RefSeq and is a predicted model, not a curated record. NCBI's taxonomy places the organism in Eukaryota, Metazoa, Chordata, Actinopteri, Cichliformes, Cichlidae. Gene Ontology annotation, biological process: blood vessel diameter maintenance; regulation of blood pressure. Gene Ontology annotation, molecular function: hormone activity.